This is a messenger RNA of Lolium rigidum, 915 nucleotides long. RefSeq names its product 60S ribosomal protein L15-2. The transcript has 4 exons. Bases 90 to 704 code for a protein of 204 amino acids. The record is from RefSeq and is a predicted model, not a curated record. Gene Ontology annotation, molecular function: structural constituent of ribosome; RNA binding. NCBI's taxonomy places the organism in Eukaryota, Viridiplantae, Streptophyta, Magnoliopsida, Poales, Poaceae. Gene Ontology annotation, biological process: cytoplasmic translation. Gene Ontology annotation, cellular component: cytosolic large ribosomal subunit; ribosome.
CUCCUCAAUACAAACUCGCCAUCUCCCCGUCGACCCAAACCCUAACACCAAUACUCUUCCCCUGCCGGCCGCCGCACAAACGCGCAGCCAUGGGGGCGUACAAGUUCGUCUCGGAGCUAUGGAGGAGGAAGCAGUCGGACGUGAUGAGGUUCGUGCAGCGCGUGCGGUGCUGGGAGUACAGGCAGCAGCCGGCGAUCGUGCGCAUCACCAGGCCCACCCGUCCCGACAGGGCGCGACGCCUCGGCUUCAAGGCCAAGCAGGGGUAUGUAGUUUACCGGAUCCGUGUCAGGCGUGGUGGCAGGAAGAGACCUGUGCCCAAGGGUAUUGUUUAUGGCAAGCCCAAGCACCAGGGUAUUACCCAGCUCAAGUUCCAGAGAAACAAGAGGUCUGUUGCUGAGGAGAGAGCUGGACGCAGGUUGGGUGGUCUGAGGGUGCUCAACUCGUACUGGGUGAAUGAGGACUCGACCUACAAGUACUUUGAGGUGAUACUCGUGGAUGUUGCUCACAAUGCUGUCCGCAACGACCCAAGGAUCAACUGGCUCUGCAACCCUGUGCACAAGCACCGUGAGCUUCGUGGUCUCACAUCUGCUGGCAAGAAGUUCCGUGGCCUGCGUGGCAAGGGUACCCGGCACCACAAGAACAGGCCAUCAAGGAGAGCGACCUGGAAGCGCAACCAAACCGUUUCCCUUCGCCGCUACCGUUAAACUUAUGUUACUAUCGGAUUAUCUUUGCCUCCUGCAGAGUUCUUAAAUAGUGUUUGCUUGUGCUGUGAAAUUAUGCCACAUUUUGUUUCCAGCAUCUUAAACAAUUGGCAGUGACUAUUUUCCCAUUUGGUGGGCAUAUCAGACAAUGUAUGUCUAGUAAUGAAAUGAUGUAUGGACUUCCUACUAUCAGUAAGGAUGUACUUGGUGUUUA